AUGGCGGCAGAAGUACAACCGUUGCCGCUGGUGCGUGGCCCACCUGGUCCAGCACCUCUGACAGCAGACCAAUCAUACUGGAAAUCUUUCAAGAAUCAACUUCUGCUGCCAUCGCCGCAUAAUUCUGGAGUCACCUCAAUCACGAUACCCGACUUCAAACCUACUGGUGCACAAGCCGACACUUUCGCGGUGACAUCUGGUAGCAGAGUACAAAUAUACAACACCAAGACGAGAAAAUUGGUCAAGACAAUUAGCAGAUUUGGUGUAGACGAUACAGCGAGAUCUGGUGCAUUACGGCGGGAUGGACGAAUACUGCUUGCUGGAGGAGAUAGCGGUGUGGUUCAGGCGUUCGAUACCGGGUCAAGGGCUAUCCUGAGGCAAUGGCGUGGCGAGCAUGGGCACAAGCAGGCUGUACACUGCGUGCGAUGGAACCCAAAGGUCCUGACGGACCUGAUGAGUGUGAGCGACGACAGGACAGUACGGGUCUGGGAUCUAACGGAGGAUGUGGCCAAGUGGACAGGCAUUGGUCAUGAGGACUAUGUGAGGUCUGGAUGCUAUCUACCGGGACAGGAUGGAAUGAUCGCAACUGGAAGCUACGACCAGACAGUUCGCCUAUGGGAUACAAGACAGCCAGGCAAUGCCAGGCCAGCUCUGACCUUCAAGCACGCCGCACCGAUAGAGAAUCUGCUACCUUUAAGCUCGUCCAUGCUUGCUUCAGCUGCUGGGAACGAGGUCACUGUGCUCAAUCUGAUCGCUGGAAAAGUCGAGCACAUUAUACGGUCGCACCAAAAGACAGUCACUUCGCUAGGAGUCGGCGAGAAUGGUACGCGCUUACUGACAGGUGGUCUCGACGGCCAUAUCAAGGUCCACAACACAGCGAACUGGCAAGUGGUAGCUGGCAUCAAAUAUGCUUCACCUAUACUAUCAUUAUCUGUCAUCAGCUCUGGCGUCAAGGAGACCACCAGAGAAGACCGCCACCUAGCUGUCGGACUCCAGACCGGUCUACUGUCUAUCCGAACAAGACUAGCAGGCGCUGAGAAAGUCCGUGCAAGAGAGAAGACGAAGCGCAUGGACGCCUUAAUUGCAGGCGAGGCAGACGACUACGAGCGCAAGCAACGCAAAAAGGACAUGCGGCAAGGCAUACGCGCCCGAGAUCGCGGCAAAGACUACCGUGGUGAAGGCGCUGAUCUGAUCGUCGACGGUAACGACCGCACGCGCCAGAAGCCGCUGAGACCGUGGCAACAAAGCCUCCGAACCGGCAAGUACGCCCGCGCCUUAGAUCAAGUCCUCACCCCCGAUCGCACGCACGGUUUCAGCAACGAAGACACAAUAACCCUCCUCACCACACUGCGGCACCGUGAAGCCCUGCGCACAGCCUUGGCCGACCGCUCCGAAGCCCAGCUCCUGCCUAUCCUCCGCUGGAUUCUGAAGAACAUCAAUCACGCGCGACAUGUCAAGACGAUCUAUGAAGUCGUUAUGGUGUUGCUGGAUCUGUACAGCCCGCGGUUAGCAGCAUGGCAGGAGCUCGAGGAUGAGGAUGCAAAAGAUGUGCUGCAGUUGAUCAAGAGGAUUGGGAGUCGGGUGAGGAAGGGAGCGGAUUAUGCGGGCCAGGCGUGUAAUACUAUUGGUAUGAUGGAGUUGAUGGGGUUGGAGGUUGGAUGA
Messenger RNA from Recurvomyces mirabilis, 1662 nucleotides. RefSeq names its product U3 small nucleolar RNA-associated protein 15 (gene utp15). Gene Ontology annotation, molecular function: protein binding. Lineage: Eukaryota; Fungi; Ascomycota; Dothideomycetes; Mycosphaerellales; Teratosphaeriaceae. Gene Ontology annotation, cellular component: nucleolus. Gene Ontology annotation, biological process: positive regulation of transcription by RNA polymerase I; rRNA processing. Bases 1 to 1662 code for a protein of 553 amino acids. The record is from RefSeq and is a predicted model, not a curated record. The transcript has a single exon.